ACCCGUCAUCACUACGGUAUACGUCUAUUAAUUCUCGUUUUUAAAUAUUUACUUUAACCGGCCUUAUCUAAGCCUCCUCCCCAUCAUAUGGAUCAUUAUACGUCACGUGUCUUGCCAACCUCCUAAACCCAGUACAUAUCUCUUUCGCUCCUCUCUCUCUCUCUCUCUCUCUCUCUCUCUCUCUCUCAUAAAGAUAAAAGAAAUGGAGGAGAAGUCGUCUGUGGCAAAAUGGGAAGGUAAGGUAUCAACAACUGUAACAAAAGCAAGUGCAGAUGAAAUAUGGUCUUUGUUCAUAGACUUCUUCAACUUCCACAACUGGUUUCCCAACAUGUCUACUUGCUACGGUGUCCAUGGCGUGAAUGGCGAGGUUGGCGGCGUACGCUACUGUGCUGGUUUCUCUCUCCCAACUGAAGAUGGCAGUGCUGAGCAAAACUGCAGUUGGUCAAAGGAGCGGUUAGUGGCCGUUGAUCGGAACAAGAUGUCAAUGAGCUACGAGAUGGUUGAUUGCAAUGUCGGAUUCAAAUCAUAUCUUUCCACUUUGAAGGUGGUUGGUGGUGGCGAUGAAGGGUGCGAGAUUGAAUGGUUGUUUGCUGUUGAUCCGGUUGAAGGAUUGACAUAUGAUUAUCUUCUUCAGAAGUAUCAAGAUGGACUGGAUCAAACUGCGAAGAAAAUGGAGGAUUCCUUCGUUCAGAAGAAGGUCGUUCAGUAAAAUCCAAGAAAAUGGAGGAUUCCUUGGUUUAGAAGAAGGCCGUCCAAUAAAAUCCAAAGAAUAAAACGAGGGGAGUGUUUUCUUACUUUACCCCUUUGUAUUUGUACUACAUUUUAAUAUUCAUUGUGCCGAUUUUAAGAAUAUAAUAUGAUAUUAAAAGUGAUCA
This is a messenger RNA of Lactuca sativa (garden lettuce), 875 nucleotides long. Its product is annotated as Polyketide cyclase/dehydrase and lipid transport superfamily protein. Lineage: Eukaryota; Viridiplantae; Streptophyta; Magnoliopsida; Asterales; Asteraceae. The record is from RefSeq and is a predicted model, not a curated record.